GUCCGCCAUUGCUCAGUAUUUUUUAUUGUAUGCGUGAUUGGGAGUGUGUGCUAUGUGUUUGUGCCGAACGCGUUGGCAACUGAAACCCCGUUAAUAAGGAAAGGACUGUGUAUGUCCACUCUUUGAGCGGUUUCUCACUGACCAGGGACAAUGCUACGCAAAGAGGGACUCGUUCAAAGGAAGAACGCUUGUUCAAACCCGGACGGUCGGAGCAAAGACGUGGACGAGCCCGUGAACCGACCAGAGAGCGAGGACGAUGUCGAUUCAAAGGAAACUCGCCUAACGCUGAUGGAAGAAGUGCUUCUUUUGGGGCUCAAAGAGAAAGAGGGCUACACAUCCUUUUGGAAUGACUGCAUUUCAUCGGGCCUACGAGGUUGCAUCCUGGUGGAGCUGGCAUUGCGAGGCCGCAUCGAGCUGGAGAGAUGCGGAGUGCGGCGCCGGUCGCUGCUGCUGCGCAAAGUGCUGCUACGCUCGGACACACCUACAGGCGACGUCCUUCUCGAUGAAGCACUGCGCCACCUCAAGGAGACUCGACCUCCUGAGACGCUGCAGGCCUGGAUAGAUUACCUCAGUGGAGAAACAUGGAAUCCUCUGAAGCUACGUUACCAGCUACGCAAUGUCCGUGAGCGCUUAGCCAAGAACCUGGUAGAAAAGGGAGUCCUGACCACCGAGAAGCAAAACUUCCUGCUUUUCGACAUGACCACACACCCAUUGGUGGACCAGACAUCCAAGGGCAAGCUAGUGCGCCGGGUGCAAGAGGCAGUCUUGAGUCGUUGGGUGAACGACCCCCAGCGCAUGGACCGGCGGCUGUUGGCACUCUUGGUGCUAGCGCAUGCCUCAGACGUGCUGGAGAAUGCCUUUGCUCCACUCUCAGACGACGACUACGAGCUGGCCAUGCGCCGGGUGCGCGAGCUGCUCGAGCUCGACAUGGAGGCCGAGGCCGCCAAGCCCAAUGCCAACGAGGUCAUGUGGGGUGUCUUUGCCGCCUUUGUCAAGUGAUGCAGCCCUGACCUGACCACCCCGCACCUAGGAGGAGGAUAGAGGGGAAAGAUAAUGGGCUGGUGGAGUGCCCUUUUGGGGCACACUUCCAGCUCUACAGAGUGCCUCUGGUCAUACGCCUCUUUUUGGAGCAGGCCCAGCCUUGGGGGGGGGGGGGGGGGGGGGGGGUAGUGGCAGAAGUUGUGAACUUCCGGUUUUCAUGCACAAUGGCACUGCUAUUGAUGGAAAAUCAUAGCAAGGAGAGCAAAAAUCAGCAACACGUUUGGAAAACUUCGGGCAUUGGUGCCUUACAUUGUUACCAUUAGUAGCACUUGGAUGUAGGUCCCGUUUCUGUUUUGACUUGAGGUCCCGAUUUCAUUAGAAGUGAGACAAGAGCUGUGUCCGUGCAUGAUAUUCCAGCUCUUGCUUGUACACACAGUGCCAUAGUGUACUGCAAAACCGGAAGCUCGUAACUAGGUUGGAUGUCCUCCGUCUGAGUGAUGUCUGCUCAACCCAAGUUCCUGCCCUCAAGACAUUCUCCCCAAGCACUGGACCAGACUUUUUUCUUUUCCCCAAGAAGCGUAAGAGGCAACCUUUGUGCUAAUCCAGAGCUCCAGCUGCCUGACACUGCAAAAGACCCCAGGUGUGCUUUGUGCUGCACGUUGCAGAAGGUCUGUCCUUGUACAUAGCUGGGCCUUUUUUUUUUUCUUUUACUCCUGUGGGCGCGGCUCUUGCCGUCAGCUUGGUGGCUUCUGCAGUAGCUCAAUACCAGCUGGGAACAAUCGUUUUUCUUCCGCUGUAUUCUUUUGGUAAAAGGUGGCUCUCCUGUCAUUCCGAUUGUAAAUAAACAUGCUGCUCUGAACGAA
Molecule: messenger RNA, 1844 nt
Organism: Rhipicephalus microplus (southern cattle tick)
Lineage: Eukaryota; Metazoa; Arthropoda; Arachnida; Ixodida; Ixodidae
Gene: sau
Product: Golgi phosphoprotein 3 homolog sauron
Biological process (GO): Golgi vesicle budding; Golgi organization; retrograde vesicle-mediated transport, Golgi to endoplasmic reticulum
Cellular component (GO): cytosol; trans-Golgi network; Golgi cisterna
Molecular function (GO): phosphatidylinositol-4-phosphate binding
Source: RefSeq, a predicted model, not a curated record